AUUUAUCAACUCCAUCAUCAAUGAUAGUAGUGCGAAGUACCAAGGUUAACAUUUUGGAAUUAAAAAAUAUACAUGAAAUUGAAAUUUGGGAUGCAGUGGACACGAGUGCUAGUGCUUGCUUGCGCGCUUCUUGUGUGCGCCGUGGACGCCGUCUCCGAAAUUGAGCAGCUGAGACACGAGUUGAACCAGGCAGUUAGCGAAAUUGGUCGGGUGUCGUCCGCGCUGGCCAUGAUUGAAGGCCGGACCGAUGCGGCGCGCACGGAGCUACUGCGGGAGGUUGGGGCUCUGGACAGGGACGUAUCGACUCAUUCAAAGGACAUCCGGGCAGUGAAAACCGUGAUGAACACAUUGGUGGAAGACAACGUAAAAAUGCAGGGCAACCUCAGGGCUAUGCAUGGUAUGGACACUGACCUGGGUUACGUGCGGGCAUCUGUAGAACGGCUCAAGGGUGAGAUGGCGGAGCGACUCGAGAUGAGUGGCGCUCGUCUCAACACGCUAGAGGGGAAACUCGACAAACAGGCGGAUUCACAGCAGAGAAUCACCGUUAUGAUGAGCGGUCAGAUGCAGAAAAACAAGGAGACUUUGGAAGGCUUGAAGUCCAAACUCACGGAGGAGACAGAGGGCAUGCGGGACUACUUUGAAUCCAAGUUCGGCGGCCUACAGCGCAAGGUCGAAGACCUACAGAGCAGGCUCGACUAG
This is a messenger RNA of Mya arenaria, 699 nucleotides long. RefSeq lists its product as uncharacterized. The transcript is spliced from 6 exons. The coding region runs from base 73 to 699 and encodes 208 amino acids. Lineage: Eukaryota; Metazoa; Mollusca; Bivalvia; Myida; Myidae. The record is from RefSeq and is a predicted model, not a curated record.